AUGCAGACGUGUCGGCUGCUGUGCCUACAGUUCCUGCUCAAUACCCCGUUCGACCACCAGCCCAUCACUGUCCCUGCCGUCCCCACGGCACGAUUCAUAAUUGAAGGCAUCACCCCACCUAAGUCAGAGCUUAGCCGGGUAGAUGAAGUAGGAUUACUGCUGAAGCACCUCCCCACCGCCUGUGAUGAGGCGAAGCAGCUUCAACAUGAUGCUCAGUACGCUAGCCGCUACUACCGUGCCCGCUUCAAUCGUGGCUCUCAGCUGCAACUGAAGCACGCGACGCAUGUUGCUGCUGCGUCUAGCGCCGCAGAGGUGCAGCAGUGGGCACGUAGCCGUCUGCAUCCAAUCAGCGAUCCCUUUCAGUGCCAGUAG
Molecule: messenger RNA, 372 nt
Organism: Leishmania braziliensis MHOM/BR/75/M2904
Lineage: Eukaryota; Euglenozoa; Kinetoplastea; Trypanosomatida; Trypanosomatidae
Exons: 1
Coding region: 1-372 (123 amino acids)
Source: RefSeq, a predicted model, not a curated record